Molecule: messenger RNA, 3929 nt
Organism: Folsomia candida
Lineage: Eukaryota; Metazoa; Arthropoda; Collembola; Entomobryomorpha; Isotomidae
Gene: mib2
Product: E3 ubiquitin-protein ligase MIB2
Exons: 22
Coding region: 460-3447 (995 amino acids)
Biological process (GO): protein ubiquitination
Cellular component (GO): cytoplasm
Molecular function (GO): zinc ion binding; protein binding; ubiquitin-protein transferase activity
Source: RefSeq, a predicted model, not a curated record
AAAUUGGGACUAAAAACCCAAAGGAAAAUUCGUCUGCUAGUGAGUUAGAGGCUGUUGCCAAGCCAAGCGCUCUCUUUCGCCAACUCCCACCGACUGGGAGCAAAACAAGUCGAGUGUGCUGCUCAUUUUCGAUCACCAGUCAUCAUCAUCAAACAAAUCCUUUCGCACCUCCAUAAAAAUAAUCUGUGUUGUAAAUAAAUUACUUCAAACAAAUAAUUAGGACAAAUCUUGGUCAGUGAACCAGUGAGUAAAUCCGUUGAUUGUUCGUUCCAACUGGAGAGUCUUGAUUUCAAUCUUUCUUGGUGGUUAUAAUAAUUAAAAAAACAAGUCUUUUGCACAAACUUUUUAACAGUCUUAAGUUAAGACUCUUAACUUAAAUUAUUGGAAUUUCAUCAAAUACCUUUAUCGAAACAUGAUUCCCAUGUAGACCAUUUUGAAAUAAUUGGAAUGUGAGCAACAAUGUUGGAAGUAGGCGUAAGAGUUGUUCGAGGUCCUCACUGGAAAUGGGGAAAUCAAGAUGGCGGAGAAGGUCAUGUGGGGACCGUAGUCGAAGUAGGACGCCCUUCUUCGUCUUCGUCGCCCGACAAAACGGUCGUGGUGCAGUGGGAUAUGGGUUCCAGAACAAAUUAUAGGACAGGAUACCAAGACGCGUAUGAUCUUAGACUCUUCGACAAUGCCCCUGCUGGGGUUGCUGGUGUUCGACAUCCCAACGUAAUUUGUGAUGGGUGUAAGGAACAUGGGAUUAGUGGAAUGUUGUGGAAGUGUACUAUAUGCUUUGACUUUGAUCUUUGUACAAUGUGUUACAUGAACGAUACUCACGACCUAACACAUAUUUUCCGACGUUACGAUUCAGCCUCUUCCGCAGGAGUUGAAGUACCACCACGGCACGAGAGUCCAAAGGUUACCUCGAAGGGUAUAUUUCCAGCUUCAAAAGUUCAACGUGGCCCAGAUUGGGACUGGGGGAACCAAGAUGGGGGAGAAGGUAAAGUUGGAAGGGUCGUUGAUAUUCGAGGCUGGGAUUCGGAAAGUGGGCGCUCUGUAGCAAAUGUGAUUUGGAGUUCUGGGAGCACUAAUGUGUACAGAUUGGGUCAUAAAGGAAAAGUAGAUUUGAAAGCUAUCCAAGCCUCGUCUGCUGGAUCGUACUAUGUAAAUCAUCUUCCGAUUUUAGGAAUGCCAUCUUCGACAAUAAAUAGAAAUAGUUCGUCUGGAUCUUCUAAUAAACCAAUGUCUAGUAAAAAUUCAUUGAAUUUCAACGUUGGAGAUAAAGUUCAGGUUGUCCAAGACAUUCAAACAUUAAAAGACCUUCAGGAAAAUCACGGAGGGUAUAAUCCACGGAUGGCAGAGUUUAUUGGGAAGGUAGGAUCUGUUCAUAGGGUGACCGACAAAAACGACAUCAGAGUACAAUAUGAAUCUGGAAUAAGGUGGACAUUUAAUCCAGUCGUUGUAACUAAAAUCACAAUUUACUCGGUCGGCGAUCUUGUUCAAGUUAUUCCAGAUGUUAACAAGUUAAAAGAAUUGCAAAAAGGUCAUGGCGAGUGGGUGGAUGUCAUGAAAGAGAUAUUGGGGAAAACGGGGACUGUCGUCAAAGUUUACACUGAUAAUGACUUGCGUAUUAAUUUUACUUCUUCUGUGUGGACUAUGAACCCCCUUACUGUGAAGUUGGUUAGAUCUAAAGUACCCGAAACAAACAAUUCAAUGUAUGCCAAUGCACAUCAACGUGAGGAAAAUUACGGUCAAGAUCCUAUGUCAUCGAUGCUACCUCUUUUGGACGAGCUAUGUGCAGAACCAUCGUCUGUUAGUAUAGAGCGUCUCAUACGUGACGCAGCGCAGGGUCGAGUGGAUGCAGUCAAAAGAAUGAUUCCAAAAAUAAAGGAUGGAAUAAAUAACAAAAGCGGAGGUAAAACAGCGCUCCAAGUUGCAUCCCACCAGGGUCACCAGGAAAUUGUGAUCAUUUUAAUAGCAGCGGGUGCCAAUCUUGAAAUUACAGAUGAAGAUGGUGACACAGCUCUCCAUUACUCCUCAUUCGGAAACCAACCGAUCGUAAUGGAUACACUGUUGAAAGCUGGAGCGUUAGUAAAUUCGGUCAAUAAAGGCCAGUGCACAGCAUUACACGUGGCAGUGAACAAGCAAUUUUUGGAUUGUGUGAAGACUUUGCUCAAGUAUAAAUGUAACGUAAAUAUUCAGGACAACUACGGUGACUGUCCACUGCACGAUGCAAUCGGGAAGGAUAAUCGAGACAUUAUUAACUGCUUCAUGAAUACUCCUGGAACAGAUUUUACCCUGAAAAAUAGUCGAGGAUUCAAUGGGCUACAUUUUGCAGCACUCAAAGGCAAUCAUUAUGCGGUGGGUAAAUUGGUGAGCAGAGCGCGACAAUUAGUGGAUGUGAAAAAAGAUGACGGGUUCUGCGCGUUGCAUCUGGCGGCGCUCAAUGGGCAUUUUUUGGUUGUUGAAGCUCUUAUACAGGAAGGACAAGCUGAAAUUGACAUACGGAACAAUCGAAAACAAACAGCUUUAACACUUGCCGCUGCUCAAGGGCAUUGUGGACUUGUAGAAUUAUUGGUUUCAAAAGGUUGUUCUGUAUCUCCUGAAGACGAAGAUGCAGCUACUCCGUUGCACGCUGUCUUGACCAAACAUUUUGACACGCAACAAGGACACAAUAGUGGACACCACCCACAACCUAUUAUUGGCAGUGAACUAAGGAAACACGAUAAUGCUCCCAUCAUAGCAGAGAUUUUUGCCAAAUUAGUAUCUUGUGGCUGGUCAUCUACGGAAGACGAAACAGGGGCGGCGGCACUUAGUUGUUUCCUCGUUAAUGCGGGGGCAGAUAUCUAUAAGAAAAACAGACGUGGAGUUGCGCCGUAUGAUCUCAUUCGUUCUGACAAACUCAAGGAAAUGGUUGUAUAUUAUUCUACCAAAUCAAGGUUGGUCAAUCUACAAUUAAACGAUGGUGUGGAAAGAGUGGAACCCUCUUCAAGCGCCACCGGCAGUGUAGUCGGACCAAGUUAUGGAGCCUGUGCUAUGCCGACAACUUCAGGACUUCCGAACCCCUCUGCUAGUGUUAUCGAUUCAGAGUGUCGACUUUGUUCUGAAGUAACAUCUCUCGUCUUAUUCGAGCCAUGCGGACAUCGGAUUGUGUGUGAAGAAUGUUGUGUUCGAAUGAAGAAAUGUGUUAGUUGCCAACUUCCAAUUCAUCGCAAAAUGAAUCUACAUGGACCUAUAAGUGCUAGUAGUUCUAGAAAUAGUCUAAACACAAGUGCAGAAAGAUUGAAAUAUUUGGAGAACAAAUUUGCGGAAAUAGAGGAUAAAUUUUGUUGUCCAAUUUGUAUGGAGCGACAACGCAACGUGGCAUUUUUGUGCGGCCAUGGGAGUUGCUCCAACUGCGCUGACGUAUUGACUAAUUGUCACAUGUGUCGAACUCCUAUCAAGCAAAAAAUUAAUUUAUAUUAAUACUCGAGAAUUUACUAAUUUAAGAACCGUAAAUCAAACCAUUACUUACUCUUAUAGUUAUUUGUGCAAUAUCCAGCUUUCCAUUUGCCGUUUGUUCAUGAAUCGAGUCAAUCAAGAUGUACGAUUAUUAUUAUCAGCAACUCAUCCUAGUUUUUUUCAAUAUCUGAAUUUUUAAACCAUAAAACACACAACACAACGUAACGUAUCUAUACAACUUUUUUUUGGUAUUAUGCCAAGAAUGGAGUAGUGUUUCGUAUAUUUUAUACAUUAACUACUAAUUUAGUAUUAAUAAUCCGCAUUACUCUGACGAAUAAAUAUAGACGAUCAUUAUUUUAAUUUCCACCGUCAAGAUACAGUCACUAAUUUAUAAAACAUUGCAAGUACAACACAACCCACAACUUGGAGAUUUUGUCCCUUUAAUCAUUCUGUGACUCCGUAUUUACUAUACCUCGAGUAUUAAUUUAUUAAUAAAGUCGACAUCG